Molecule: messenger RNA, 1000 nt
Organism: Mytilinidion resinicola
Lineage: Eukaryota; Fungi; Ascomycota; Dothideomycetes; Mytilinidiales; Mytilinidiaceae
Exons: 4
Coding region: 1-822 (273 amino acids)
Source: RefSeq, a predicted model, not a curated record
AUGGCUUCUAGCAACAAGAAAAUGAGCGGAACAAUCGAGCAAAGCGCCACCGGCCCGCGCCAGACAGUCACCCACCUGUGGGUCAGCAACGUUGACGGUCCCGUGCUUGUUCGGGACGCCGUGCCCUUCUUCUUUCGGGGCCAUUACCUGUAUGACGCCCAGGGACGCCCAGUGGAACCGGUGACUUUCCGCAAUCCGAACAACCUCACGUUCCGUCUGGCACGCAACGCGCAGAACAUUCCCCCCUUCAACAGACAGAACGGUCCAAACAAUGCUGGUCCCGCCAAUGCCCCUCCAGCCAACGCUUUUGCGCCUACAAACACAACAUUCGACCAGGCCGUGCUGCUCAACCGACCCGCUUCGAACCCUUCCACCGCUCCAACGCCCAGUUUGACCUACAGCGACUCCACCAUCUCCACCCAGCCUCGCCGUGGCGCACCCCCCUCGCAGGGCUCGGCUGUGGCCUCGGACGUGGCCGCUGUGGAGAACAAUCUCCCAAUGAGCCCAACUCUAGCGACCGCUUUCGGCGGAGAUGAGACUCUUUUCGACGACACGCCGGCCAUGCAGGCCGAGGAUGGAGACUUCGUGGUCGACUGGCCCCAGAUAUACGACCAAGAGAACCAGAUCUCGCAGGCUGACCUGAACGCCGAGCUUGCUCUUCGUACCCGCGGUGAGGAGGACGCGGAGGCCUGGGUGGAGGCGCUAAUCGUGGAGGCCGAAGGGGACGCGGAGGCCAGGGCCUUGCGCAGUAAGAAGCAAGAGAAGGGAGUCCCACCUGCCCUCCGGGGAAACUCGGGGAACAUAGGCGGGAGCGUUGGCUGAUUUGCGGUGUGUUUUUGCUUGUGAUUUCUUGCGGUCCGAUUUGAGCGUGGAGUUAGAAGGAUUUUGCCUGAGGGCCUACAAUUGGAGCGUCGAAUAGAGUGGCUGCAUUCUCUCGUGACCUCUUAGAGGACCUCGAGACCUUUUAGAUUCUUCAGAACUAUACCCGGCUGGAUCAGCU